AUGAAAAAGUUUGGAGGAGGAGUGUUAUUGGUGCUCAAUGCAUUGCUUGCAAUGAUCAUCAUAUUUGCUCCAUCACAAAUCUUAUCACUUGCAACUACAAAUGUAUUAUAUGUUGAUCCAUCAAAUGUCAACGCAUGUACGAUUAAAGUAACGGAUUGUGGUACAUCAGUCAAACCAUUUACGACGAUAGGUGAUGCAAUCGCAGCUGCCAUGCAAGGUAGUACCUCUGAGCUAUCGACCAACUAUAACUGGGUUGUAUUGGUCAAUCCGGUACAAUCGUAUGUUGGAACUCAAAACAUUGGAAUCAACGUCCAACUCGCCAAAGGGUCGUCCAUCGAACUACGUUCUAUGACUGCAACCACUGUUACCAUCGAUUGUCAAGGUUCCGGAUACUUUAUGAAUAUUCGUUCGACCUCUCACUUUAAGAUGAACAAUUUCCUCGUCAAGAAUUGUAAUGCCAAUAUUGGUGGUGCCAUGUCUAUCGUCCAGUCAUCGGCCACUCUCACCAAUUGUAACUUUUUAAAUAAUGUAGCAUCAAUCGGUGGUGCCAUUUACAUUGAUAGUUGCAAGUCGGUUAUUAUCUCUGCCACCAAGUUUGACAGCAACCAAGCCAGUGAACGUGGAGCUGCCUUUGAUGUUAUCAACUCGCCAACCGUCGAACUCUUCAAUGUAGAAUUUGCCAAUGUGGAUAAAACAUUUUCGUGUCGUCAAUCGUCGGUUGUUGCAGAUACCAUUGUUUCCAAAACAACAGCCACAGCUAUGUGUGAUGAUCAAUGUUCAUUCUCAAAAGGAAGAACUGUCAUUUGCCAUCGUACCUUUGAUAACAUCAUUGGAGACACACCCAUUGAGUCUCCAUUUUGUCUCCCGUCCAGAAACUCUGCACAGUGCGGAACAAGUUGCCAAUCAACUACCGAUAGUUGUCUAUCAUGUGACGCAUGUCCUUGUUUCAUGUCUGGAGCAUUCGUGACCACCGCCGUUGGAAGUUGUACCAAGUCAAGAUUAGUUACACCAACCAUAAACUUUGAUGAUUUGUUGUCAGGUUUUACAGACAAGGUCACCAUUGAUAUUGUCGCCUAUGUUAAAGUGCCAAAGUCUGGAUAUUACAGCUAUUCCACUCAUAGUACUCAUCUUGGUCUGUCCCUUCAAAUGGACUCUCGUACAAUGCUCAUUUCCACCUAUCAAAGAGAACUAUGGUCAUCCAAUCGUACGAUUUACCUCGAACAGAAACAUCCCCAUGCUCUCUCAUUCCGACUCACCUCACCAGCUACAUUUGUAGCUCUCAAAAGAUCGUUUUCAUUUUCAUUUGACAAUGGACAAGGAAUUGAAAUGUUCUACAGUCGAUCGAUCUGUGGAGAUGGUAUAUUCCAUAAAGAUAUGACUGAUUGUGAUCAUGAUAAACAUAUUGUACCAGCAAGCGGAAAUAUAGUAUGUGGUGAUAAUAUUUGCAAUGAAGAUAAUCCAAACGAUUGUUUCCAAGAUUGUUAUUCACACAUUACACCUAUUUGUGAUGCCCGUAAAGUACCAAAGAACCACAUUGCUCCAGGUUUUAUUACACAAGAUGAUACUCUUGGUGCCAUUAUCGACAACCAAAUGAUUUGGCAUCUUCCAGGAUCGGAACACAUGACGACAGCCAUUGAUAUUGUCUCUGGAGAACAUGCUCAAAAACCAAUAUUCUACUUUGGAUAUUGUUCAGACAGCGAUAUUAAUCUUGUUCAAGAUGUGUAUCGUGGAUCAGUCUAUGAAUUACCAAAGGAAUUAGCUGGGAAAAUGCUUCCUCAAUGUUCAUUUGAUACAUCGACAACCACUCAUUCAAGUGUCACAGAGAUGAAAGAAUCAAAGACAAAGAAAUCAAUGUCAUCUUAUAGUGGAUCUAUUGGAGGAUCAUAUGAUGGGGUUGGAGCCGAAGUAAAUGCAGCCUACUCAAAAGAUCAAUCAAUCACUCAAACCAACUCGAAAUCAGAUUCUUCAACUUCGACCAUCUUUGUCACCGAGAUAGCCUGUAACGUGUCAACUGUCGAGUUGGUAGAGAUUGUCUUCCACCCAACCUUUUUAAAAGAUGUCAAGAAAUGUAAAUCUGUGAAUGACAUGGUCGGUGUGAUCGAGAAGUACGGUACACACUAUAUCAAAAGUGGAGUGUUGGGAGGAAAACUCACUCAAUCGACCAUCACCUCUGAAGUGAUGACAAGCUCGGAACAAGAGGCUGACUGGAGUGAAAGCAGUAAAAGAUCGAUGGGUGCAUCCAUAAAGACACCCGUACUCCAAGGAGGAGCAUCCAACUCUGAUACCUCAGACUCUACUCUUUCUGGGAAACAACAGGACGAGAAGAUGGCAAAAUCCGAGAGAACAUCGAUCGUCACACUUGGUGGAUCGCCAGGAUCGUAUGCACCAGGAAGUUCGUCACAAGGAGAAAUGUUCCAAAAGUGGGCAUCGUCAAUUGAUCUCAAUCCAGCCGUUAUUUCACAGGAUCUCUAUCCCAUUCGUGAUAUUAUCCCAUCGACAUGGAUGACUUCUGUUGUUGGAAAGAAUGUUCAAUCAUUAUGGAAGGAUGCAGAGACAAUUUACUAUGACAGGAAUUCGUUCACUGAAAAUCCAGGAAGACAAGAAUUCCAGUACAUGCUGUUGAUGCAUACUGCUUCGUCCACUACCAAAUUCCUUCCACCCACAAUCACGAUCAAAUGGACCGACGUUAAAAACAAGCCAAAAGAAUCAAAGAUAGACCUAUACUAUCAGCGAAGAGAUGAAGAAGACACUUUGUCCCCUCCCUACAUGAUGGACUUUAAUUAUGUUGUCCCAGCCACCGAAUCCGCCAAAGACACGUGUUGGAAUAUUGAAACAAACUUUGGACAUGAAAAAAUAGCAGAUACCUACCAGCGAUAUUGCCAGUAUAGUCGUAAAUCCAUCCUAUCACCGCUUCGAUUUGACUUUGUGUUGGAUGCCGACUUUUUAACGAGUACCACCAGACCCGUUAUCACAGUCACCGGGAUUCCUUCAACCAUGGAUCCAGCAUUCUCCAUUGUCAGAUUUGAAUCGUCGGAAGGUAUCGUAUUUGACAAGAACGGCGGAUACAAACCAUUCGCCACCACCUAUGUCACCACGGCGAUACACCACCUUUUUGGUCCCAGUGUCGAGAAUGCCGUAACAUUCCAAUUGACCAAAUAUGCGACGGGUACCAAGACCUACCUCAGAAACGUUAUUUCGGAUUUGUACACACCCCAAGAAUACUCGACAAUCACAGACAGGCUCUAUAUCAAGUAUACCAAUCCUUCGGGGACAGAGACAGCGUUGGGCCAUCACUCUUUCAAUUGGGAAGUUAAUAAGGAACAAAAAUUCGUUUACGGCUAUUUCUCGCAUCCCUAUACCACCGGUACACCUACCUAUCGUUACUCGAUCCAAUACCAAAUUGGCAGUACGACUAGAGUCGACUGGGCACUCUCCAUGGAGCCCCAACCAUCCAUUUCCUCGUGGAAGCGAAAGGCCCUUUACCAUCACACUGCAAUGAACCAUUACCAAUCCCUCCCACCCCUUUCACUUACGACUAGCCACUUGAAUAUGAAAAUGGAACCGAUGGACCCAACCAGAUUUGAUUGGCUGUACACUAGAAACUACGUCAGUGAAUCAGUGAAUGGUCCGGCAAUCUGA
Messenger RNA from Cavenderia fasciculata, 3639 nucleotides. RefSeq lists its product as uncharacterized. The record is from RefSeq and is a predicted model, not a curated record. Bases 1 to 3639 code for a protein of 1212 amino acids. The transcript has 4 exons. NCBI's taxonomy places the organism in Eukaryota, Evosea, Eumycetozoa, Acytosteliales, Cavenderiaceae.